GUCGUUGAGUCAGGGUGUGUUUCAAUCAAAUUUAUUAUUUUUGUGUUCAAAAUCACACACAUCGUUAAUUCAUUCAGACUUUUCUGAUUCUAAAUCAAAGUAAUUGACGUUUCGGAUCGCACAAUAAAUAGACAAAUUUUAACAUUUUAAAAAUUGAUAAAUUGAAUUUCUGAGUUCGAUUCAAGUGCACACUUUUUUUACUACUUUGUGUUUAUUAUUGAAUUUAUGAUUUUGUUUAUAUGGUGUUUGAGUGUACGUAACGAACAAACAACAAAAUUCGACGAUAUUAUUCCAAAUAAGGUCGAUUUAUCGCAAUCCAUGCGUAGUUCUUAUUUUUUCGUCGUUUUCAAAGCAAACAAACAAUUUUUUUUUACAAUCAGCGAUAAAAAACAAGAGACGAGCUUGAAUACAAACGAACUGAUGAUUACGAUGUGUGCAUAAAAGUUUUAUUUUCACUCAUUCAUUGGUGUUAAUUAUGUUUGAAACUGUUAAAAUUCUCGUGAAAAUUAUAAAUUGUAAUGAUAUGCUGUCGGCAAAGUGAAACUUCAUAGAAAUAAUUCAAUUGCAUUUAUUGAACUGAAAACUGAAUAAAAAAAAAUUUAUUACCAUUAGAAUAAAUUUUACCCAAACACUUGCGCUCAUUCUGAAACUCAGACCGUAUAUAUCGGAUCGUGUUGGUUGCAUGAUUUUAGCCUUCAUAUAAAACAAUUCAAGCGAAUUGUAGUGGCUAUGCAAUAUAUAUAUAUAUAUAUCAAACUACACACUCAAAUUCAUUACGUGUAUCAAAAGUAUCGCACAACAAAAUCGUAAUAAAUUCAAUUCAGAUAGCAGCCGAGUGAGCAGCAAUUGAAUAGACAUCGAAACGACAGCGAACCACGACGCCAACAAAAAAUAAUUAUUUAUAUACAACAACAACAGCAACAAAAUCAACAACUUGAAAAAAAUCACAAAACAGGCGAAUAUCUAGCAACGACGUUUCCGAGAGCAAAAGAGAGGAGUGACAUACGCGACGAGACAAGUGCAGCGAAUUCAGCUCAUCUAAACACGAAACGGAUCGACAGAAAAUGAUAUUGAGAAAAAUAUCGUAGAUCAAAGCAUCCAAUCAACGUUAAUUACCCACUGUAAAAGGAACCCUAACAUGAGACGAUUUCGUCCAGACGCACCUCAGUAGAUACAUUCACUUCUUCUUUUUUUUCUUUCCCCAUCAUAAGCGAGAACGAGAUUAAUUCAAAUGAUACAUCGAUUCAAAAAUCGUUUACAUCGCAUUGCGUAGUUUGGGUCGUCUCGUCUCGUCGCCUAUCUAUGUGUAUUUCAUUGAGACUAUACAGAUCUGUACAAUAAAUUAGAACCAAAUGCGAGAAUCACGAAAACCGAGAAGAAUAUUGUAAAUUGUGACGGCAGCAAACCAAUUCAAUCUGCUUGAUAAUUAGGUUGUUCACGAAUUUUCGUAAUAAAAUCGUUCUGCUCGUGAACUAACAAAAUACAUAAAAUCCGACGCGAAAUAAUUUGGUGUUUGUGUGUUCGGUUUUGGGCGGACUACAUGUCAUACAUUUUUGAUGAGAGUCGCUUAUUAACGAGAUGAACAGUUAGCAGAGGGAGAAAGAGAGAGAGAGAGCGAGAGAAAAUAAAACACGAAUACACAUCGAAUCUAGUGAAGUGAACCUAAUAUUUUAAGCAAACUCGAUACAUUUUGCAAUCACAACAACAAAUGGCAGAGAAAGGAGAAUAUAUCAUGUGAUAAAUUAAUGAAGCGUGCGAUUAUUCAGAUAGAUAGUCAGAGAAUAUUUUGGCUUUCUGUUCCAUUUAUAUCUAUGUUAAUAACUUCGCAUCUAAACGUAAAUUUUUGCUAAUCGACAGCUAACAAUAAAAUUAAUUCGCUUCCAUUCUAUCUGAAUGCCGAUUUCUUGUGUGCAUUUCUAUUGUGAUACACUCGUUAAUAAUCGAAUCGAAUUGACGGUUUUUCGUUCAGACAGCCGAAUAAACAAAUCUCGUGAUUGAAUGUUUGCCCGUAAAUGAUUGAGAAGAAAUUCAUCAUAAUCAUCAUUAGCGACAGCAGCAUCAGCAGCAAAAGCAUUAGCGGCAUCUACAUCUCCUGACACACAAGCAAAAUCAACGGAAUCUGCAUAAAAGUAAUUACAUUUCAAAGCGAAAUGACUGAUUGAAAACGGAAGUGUGUAGUGUAGAUAUUUGCAAACGACAUUUAAUACGCAACAUUUGUUGCGUUUCGUGCUGAUUUUGAUAUUUAAUCGAGCAUUUUGACAGUGUGAGCGUGUAGAUGUUGAAAAUCAGCUCAAAUAGCUGUCAAAAUAAACAAUAAUUAAAGGUGAAAAUCGUUUAUUUUCAAAAUAAAAUGACUAGUGAUGUUGUUCGAUGGUCUCAGUUGUAUAUGCAACAAAAUAAGCCACAAAAACGUGACGACGUCAUGACGUCAUCUGAACAUUUGCGUCCAUCGUACCGAAAUCACGCCAAUGUAAACAUUGCAUUGGCGAACAAGCAUAGCAGAAACACACGCAGGUCGUUGAUUGCCGGAACAGUUGGAACGCAACUACAUAAAAUCGUUCUAUUGGUCCUUUGGCUAGUGAUAAAUCAAAAUGUGAGCUUAGUGUUAAGUGAACCGAUUCUAGCAACAAAUAAUUUAACGAUAGCCGUUAAGAGUAUCACUGGUGAUGAUGAACAAAUCCAUAUGCCAGUUGACAAUGAUCUGGCGGUCGAAUCAAUGUCGCUGCAAGACUCACAAAAUUUAAACCAACAACAUUCACACCAAACUACCGAUGACGAUGACAGUUCGAGACAUUUUACACCAACAUGGGCUGUUCAUGUUCCAGGCGGCGAUAGCGUUGCUGAACGCAUUGCAGAAGAUCAUGGUUUUAGAAUCUUAGGAAAGAUAUUUGAUGAUUAUUACCAUUUUCAUCAUAGCGAAAUACGAAAACGUUCCAUCGAGCCAUCACAUCAUCAUCAAACACGAUUAAAUAAUGAUGAUCGUGUGCGAUGGUCGCAACAACAGCACAUAAAAACCCGGAAAAAGCGUGAUUUUCUUACAUUUCAUGACCAGAAACCGUAUCCAAUGUUGAUGGGUAAAAAUCGUGUUAUGACCAGCGAUCCAAAAUGGCCUGCUAUGUGGUACUUGCAUCGUGGCAAUGGACUUGAUAUGAAUGUUAUUCCAGCGUGGAAGGAAGGUAUAACGGGUAAAGGAAUUGUAGUCACUAUUUUGGACGAUGGCCUUGAAUCUGAUCACCCCGAUCUGGUGGAAAAUUUUGAUCCAAAAGCAUCGUAUGAUGUGAAUAGUCACGACGAUGAUCCGAUGCCACAUUACGAUAUGGACGAUUCAAAUCGUCAUGGAACUCGGUGUGCUGGCGAAGUGGCAGCUACAUUUAAUAAUUCGUUAUGUUGUGUUGGAAUCGCACAUGGUGCAAGUGUGGGAGGUGUUCGAAUGUUAGAUGGUGAUGUGACAGAUGCCGUUGAAGCAAGGUCAUUGAGUUUGAAUCCACAGCACAUCGAUAUAUACAGUGCUUCAUGGGGGCCAGAUGAUGAUGGCAAGACAGUAGAUGGUCCGGGCGAAUUGGCCACGCGAGCAUUUAUCGAGGGUGUCACAAAGGGGCGCAAAGGAAAAGGAAGUAUUUUCAUUUGGGCAUCUGGCAAUGGUGGAAAAGAUCAUGAUAAUUGCAACUGUGACGGUUAUACAAAUUCAAUUUGGACGCUGUCAAUUUCAAGCGCCACCGAACGAGGACUUGUGCCUUGGUAUUCAGAAAAAUGCAGCUCAACACUAGCCACAACAUACAGUAGCGGAAGCAAAGAAGAACGUCAAGUGGUUACAACUGAUUUGCAUCAUUCGUGUACAGCGUCGCAUACAGGCACGUCAGCAUCGGCACCACUUGCCGCCGGUAUUGCCGCAUUGGUACUGGAGGCAAAUCCGAGUUUAACCUGGCGAGAUUUACAGCAUAUUGUGGUACGGACAGCAAAACCAGCCAAUUUACAAGAUCCAUCGUGGUCGAAAAAUGGAGUCGGUCGUCGUGUAAGCCACUCAUUUGGUUAUGGACUGAUGGAUGCAGCUGCUAUGAUUAAAGUUGCACGAACAUGGAAAACCGUUCCUGAGCAACAGCGCUGUGAAAUCUAUGCACCGUCAUUGGAUAAAGCAAUUUCACCGAAAAGUUACGUGGUUAUAAGCUUGAAGGUGCAACCACAUCAAUGUGAAAGUGUUAAUUAUUUGGAGCAUGUUCAAGCCAAAAUUUCAUUGACAUCACCAAGACGAGGUGAUAUUCAGAUUUUUUUAACAUCACCAGCUGGAACCAAAGUAACCUUGUUAACAUCCAGAUCACACGAUAGUUCACGUUCAGGAUUUAAUCAAUGGCCAUUUAUGUCGGUGCAUACAUGGGGCGAAUCACCGCAUGGACAAUGGUUGCUCGAAAUUCGAAACGAAGGACGUUUUAUGGGUCACACCGCUUUGAAAGGAUGGUCGUUGAUAUUCUAUGGAUCGAAACAACCAAUUGAUAAAAACGAUCCAGUUUCAGUUCCUCUAUUACCAUUGAAUACACUUUACAAUACACCGAACACAAACAAUCAAGCGGCAAAUGUGACAAAGGGAAACAACGGUGGCAAAGGAAAUCGUAAACAACAACAGCAACAACAACAUCAACAAAAAUCAUCACAGUCGAAUGGAUCGCAAUCAACGGGGCGCAAAAAUGGCAAAACAAAUGGAAAAAAUCAAAAUGGAAAAAACUGGAAGCCACGUCUCACAUCACCACGGCCAACGCUAACAACGUUAUCGAACAAAAAUCGCAACAAAUUCGAACCAAUGAAUGGCAUCGCGUUCACAAAUAAAAUCAUCGCCACAACCACCAUACGACCAAUAAAGUUGUCAAACAAUAAUGUAGACAAUAAAGACGGCGAGAAAACGGUGUAUAUUAAAUCGCCUGUCAAAGCACCCAAGCAAAUAAAAGAAAUAAUAACCGUCAUCAGUACAAGACUCGACGAUGGCAAUGAAUCGAUAUCGACGGUAAAGAGUACGACAAGUGCUUCCGUCGCCAAAUCGAAUGUUGCUAGAAUAACGACAGCAUCGCCACUCGAUGCUCAUUUCGAAUUAGUAGGUAGUUUUCAAUAUACAUCGAAUCCAAACAUACCGAAAUUAUUUCAACGCUACGAAAAAAUCCAAGAAUUUUAUCCCGAAUUUCAUCCAUAUGUUGGACUGCCAAAGGCAUCGUCAUCGGUAAGCAGCUCGAGUGGAGGCGGAAGUGUGGCCGUUAAACCGUCACGUGAUGGUUCAAAACACAAUCAUUUUACAUUUAUUUCAAAUAAUCAACAAGCCCCACCGUCGUCAACGUUUGCCCAAAUAUCAAAUGGUCGAAGUCACGAAAUUUUAUCAUUGUCACAAAAACCAUCAACAACAAGGACACAAAGCUCAGCCAUAAUUUCAUCAACCAAUGGAAAGGCACAAGUCACUCAAUGGGGUUUGAUCUUGCAUGGAACCGAAGAGCCGGCUCAACCAAAUGAUCCAAAAAGUUUUGACUUCCCACAACCAGAUCCAAACUUCCUCAGCGAAAUUGAUCAAAGCUUGGACUUUGAUCAAACGGAAACAGGACAAUGGCGAAAUUUACAGCAGGGCGGAGAAAAUGGCCAUAAUGAUGUGCAACGAACGGCCGCUUCAAAUGACCAAACCGAUUCAGCAUGUCUAAAAUCAUUACCGAAUAAAUAUUGCAUAGAAUGUGAGCAGACAACAUUUAUUUAUGAAGGCCGUUGUUAUACAGCCUGUCCGGAGCGGACGUAUAUGUUGCCGGAAACACCGUUGAUUACCAAACCUAAAACCAAUUCUACAUCAACAAAACCGCCACGUAAACGAGCUAUUGUACAAAGUAUUCCGCAGAAAAAAUGUGGAGCAUGUCAUGCAACGUGUCUUAGAUGCCGAGGACCGUUAAAUAAUGAAUGUACCGAAUGUCCGACAGAAUCAAUUUUACGAGGGGCUCUGCCAAACGAAACAUACUGCGAUCGUGCAAGCGAACACAACGAAAACGGAUGGCCAAAAGUCAUUAAACUUUUUGAUAACGAUCACAAUUCAAAUAAUACGGAGCACAAUUUUAGUCACAAAUCAAUAUUUAAAGUAUUUUUUGAUCACAUUUCCAUUUAUAUGGUAAUGGCUUACAUUGUAUCGGUCAUAAUUGUUAUGUUGAUUAUUCGAAUUGCGUGCAAAUCAUUUUAUUCGAAUACAACAACGACAAUUAGUAAUGAUAAGAAAAACUACGCUUAUAAUCGUAUUAACACGGUUGGAUAUGAUGGUAAUGAUCACAUUAUUAUGGAACACGAAAUGAUUAUCAACACAAGCGAUUCAUCAGAGGAAACAGAAACCAUAAAAUAGAUGAGAACAAAAAAAAAAAGAUUUCAACCAAUCCUAAAUUGAACAGAAGAAAAGUUAGAAAA
Contarinia nasturtii (swede midge) is the source of this 6408-nucleotide messenger RNA. RefSeq names its product furin-like protease 1 (gene Fur1). The record is from RefSeq and is a predicted model, not a curated record. Gene Ontology annotation, biological process: peptide hormone processing. NCBI's taxonomy places the organism in Eukaryota, Metazoa, Arthropoda, Insecta, Diptera, Cecidomyiidae. The transcript has 13 exons. Gene Ontology annotation, molecular function: serine-type endopeptidase activity. Gene Ontology annotation, cellular component: trans-Golgi network; Golgi membrane. Bases 2351 to 6346 code for a protein of 1331 amino acids.